Messenger RNA from Phasianus colchicus (ring-necked pheasant), 6769 nucleotides. RefSeq names its product muskelin 1 (gene MKLN1). Gene Ontology annotation, molecular function: protein binding. NCBI's taxonomy places the organism in Eukaryota, Metazoa, Chordata, Aves, Galliformes, Phasianidae. Gene Ontology annotation, cellular component: cytoplasm. The record is from RefSeq and is a predicted model, not a curated record.
CUUGGGCAACCUGUUCCAGUGUGUCACUACCCUCUGAGCAAAAAACUUCCUCCUCCUGUUUAAGAUUUCAAUAGUGUUUGCAGAACAGGGCUUUGCAUGGCAAGAGGCAUCUGUCACUAGGAGAUGUGUUUGUUUUUUACUGCCUCAGGACUGCUGGAAUGCUUGAAUUCCUCCAAGUUUCUGAGCCCAUAAAUUUUCCUAAACCAUUAUGGUAAAUUAACUUUGUGUGGACUGAAUUCUGUCCUCAAUGUUUGUUUAAUCUUAUUAAACUUAUUAAGCCACCUAUGUAUUUUUAAUUUUUUUUUAAUAACUCCUGACAAUACUGUCUUUUCCCUUUAAAAUUUUGUUUCAGCCUUAAUUUUGUGUGAGCUAUCCAUUCCUUUUCUCUCUGCACACGGAUUUCUCUCUCGUCUCGUUGUACUGAAUGAGCUCCUCAUUGGUUGUGGCAAGCUGAUCCUUGACCUGGAGAAGUAAACAAAUCUACUUCUAAAAAUACGAUCUUUGGGAUUUGUCCCAGUUAUAAAAUGCCUCCUUCCAGCAGGGCAUUAUCUGGCCAUGUAACAGUGCCAAUUCUUGCAAAUGUUGCUCAAUGCAUGAAGGACCUACCGUCUAAUGUUUAAACAAAUGUAAUAUCAUUAUAAAUAAAAUUUUUCUCUAGGGUGAAUUGUUUCUUGCGUCCAGUUAAAGCUUCCAAAGGAAAAAAAGCAAUAUAGCAUUAACUUUUUUUUUGGUCUGCCUUCGUGUGUCCCUUAAAUAUGUAUUAGAGUAUAAAAUCCAAAUCUUCAAAAGUAACUUUUUCUCUAGUUAUCAAAAGGUAUUAAGACAUGACUAAGUGUCAUUUUGCCUUUCCCAUGACAUGCCAUAGGACGCUGUGGGUAUGAGUCGUCUUACAGCAAAUGCGUUUUGUUGUUUAGUGCUGACAUAACUGCACAUCUGGCAACUUCUAUUAGAAGUUUGUGUAUCUUAACAGCGUCCAAAAUCUUUCUCUCUGUUCAAUUGGUUCGUUUUUUUCCCUGUUGUAAUUAAGGAAGACAGUAGCUAUGUUUUCUUCUGGAGUUGAGCCUCGUUUUGCUGCAAACUUAGAGUUCCCAGCUGAGUGAAUAAUCGUGCAGACUGAUGCCUCAAUCUUCCUGUAUUGAUGGGUUAGAGCAAGAGGGCAGUGUGUGGCUGUAAGCUAUUUAGAUGCGUUUUCUGCACUGGGCACGUGUCCAUAAAUCAGCUGAUAUUCCUGUGUUGCUAAAUGACACGUUGUGAUAGAAAUGAGCUAUCAGGAGAGGGAGUUUGAAUUUUGUUCCCAUGCCAUACCAAAUCCUGAUGUAUCUUCUGUGAAGCCAGUAGACAGCCAUCUGCUCUUACAUAUUUGGAGGGGUCACCCCAGUCUAGCUUCUUGCCGUGUCCCUUGUGGUGCAGGAUUGCUUGGGUAUCACUGAUAGUGCAUUGAUUUUGGUCUGCCCAAUGUGGAAGGAGUGAGUUAAUUUGUCUGUUAAUGCUCAACCUCCAACUUAACCUCCUUCCCUUCUGAGCUUUUAUACCAGUGUUGUUUUCCUCCUACACAGCAGAUGUAGAUGGCAUGAGCCUUUUGUUGUCCUUUUCACAUAAGUUUUAUGAGCUGGCGAGAUUGUUAGUUGGGCUUGUCCUGUUCAGCUGGUGCUGUCAUUACCUCCCCAUGAGGAAUGAUGUAACUAUGUAUUUUAACAUAUAUAUUUUUGUUUUUAAACUCAUCUGGGAGGUGAAUUGAGGGCUAGCCUUACUAUGCAGGAAAGAGGAAGAGGUCCUUCAUGAGGAUUAUCAUUAAGAAAUUGUUUCAUUUUAGCCAACACACUAUUCUGAAUUUGUUAAUUACCUAAAUGCUGUACAAUCUCACACUGUAUGAAAGUAAUUAAGAUAUUAUCUUCUUGGCUGAAUUUGAACAUCUGAUUCUUGUGUGUUGUUCUAGGCUUGUGGCUCGUGAAAAAUACAUGUUCAAAUUUGGUGAGAGUUAGAUGGUCAUCUUAGAAUCAUAGAAUGGCCUGGGUUGAAAAGGACAACAAUAAUCAUCUAGUUUCAACCCCCUGCCAUGUUUAGGGUGGAUCUUCUAUGCACCAGGAAAACUUAAGAAGGAACAUUUUGGUGGACAAGCCCAAUGAUCAGUCUUCGAGGUGGUCUUCUGAAAGCAAUUAUCCUCCCCAGUAUUUGAUUCUGAAACUUGAAAGACCUGCCAUAGUCCAGAGUAUCACGUUUGGCAAAUAUGAAAAAACACAUGUCUGCAAUUUAAAGAAAUUUAAAGUCUUUGGUGGGAUGAAUGAGGAAAACAUGACAGAUCUCUUAUCCAGUGGCUUAAAGAAUGAUUAUAACAAAGAAACAUUCACCUUGAAGCAUAAAAUUGAUGAGCAGAUGUUCCCCUGUCGAUUCAUUAAGAUAGUUCCACUGUUAUCCUGGGGACCUAGCUUCAAUUUUAGUAUCUGGUAUGUUGAACUUAAUGGCAUUGAUGAUCCAGAUGUGGUCCAACCGUGCCUCAAUUGGUACAGCAAGUACCGUGAACAGGAAGCCAUUCGCCUUUGCCUGAAGCAUUUUCGUCAGCACAACUACACUGAAGCUUUUGAGUCGCUGCAGAAGAAAACCAGGAUUGCUUUGGAGCACCCUAUGUUGACAGACCUGCAUGACAAACUAGUGUUGAAGGGAGACUUUGAUGCUUGUGAAGAACUGAUAGAAAAAGCUGUGAAUGAUGGCUUAUUCAAUCAGUAUAUCAGUCAACAAGAAUACAAACCUCGCUGGGGACAGAUUAUCCCCAAAAGUUCCAAAGGUGAUGGGGAAGACAGCCGACCAGGGAUGAGAGGAGGCCAUCAGAUGGUUAUAGAUGUUCAAACAGAAACUGUUUAUUUGUUUGGUGGCUGGGAUGGAACUCAAGACCUGGCUGACUUCUGGGCAUACAGUGUGAAGGAGAACCAGUGGACUUGUAUAUCCAGAGAUACCGAGAAAGAGAGUGGUCCCAGUGCCAGAUCUUGUCACAAGAUGUGCAUUGAUAUUCAACGAAGACAGAUCUACACGCUGGGUCGCUACCUGGAUUCCUCUGUGAGGAACAGCAAAUCUCUGAAAAGUGACUUCUAUCGCUAUGACAUUGAUACGAAUACAUGGAUGCUACUGAGUGAAGACACUGCAGCUGAUGGGGGUCCAAAGCUGGUGUUCGAUCAUCAGAUGUGUAUGGAUUCUGAAAAACACAUGAUAUAUACCUUCGGAGGCAGAAUUUUGACCUGUAAUGGCAGUGUUGAUGACAGCAGAGCCAGCGAACCACAGUUCAGUGGAUUGUUUGCUUUUGACUGCCAGUGUCAGACAUGGAAACUUCUGAGAGAGGAUUCCUGUAAUGCUGGACCUGAGGAUAUCCAAUCCCGAAUAGGACACUGUAUGUUGUUCCAUUCUAAAAAUCGCUGCUUAUACGUAUUUGGUGGCCAGAGAUCAAAAACUUACUUGAAUGAUUUCUUCAGCUACGAUGUAGACAGCGACCAUGUGGAUAUCAUAUCAGAUGGUACUAAGAAAGAUUCAGGGAUGGUUCCAAUGACAGGUUUCACUCAAAGGGCUACCAUUGAUCCAGAACUGAAUGAAAUCCAUGUCUUGUCCGGGCUCAGUAAAGAUAAGGAGAAGCGAGAAGAGAAUGUAAGGAAUUCUUUCUGGAUUUAUGACAUUGUGAGGAACAGCUGGUCUUGUGUCUAUAAAAAUGACCAAGCAGCCAAAGAAAAUCCAGGUAAAAGUCUUCAGGAAGAAGAGCCCUGCCCAAGAUUUGCCCAUCAACUGGUUUAUGAUGAGUUGCACAAGGUUCAUUAUUUAUUUGGAGGAAAUCCUGGCAAGUCCUGCUCUCCAAAGAUGAGAUUAGAUGAUUUCUGGUCUCUGAAGCUCUGUCGACCUUCAAAGGAAUACCUGCUAAGACACUGCAAAUACCUCAUAAGGAAGCACAGGUUUGAAGAAAAAGCUCAGACUGAUCCUCUUAGUGCACUGAAGUACCUACAGAAUGAUUUGUAUGUAACUGUGGAUCACUCAGACCCUGAGGAGACAAAAGAGUUUCAGCUUCUUGCCUCAGCAUUAUUUAAGUCUGGCUCGGAUUUCACCACUCUUGGAUUUUCAGAUGUUGAUCACACUUAUGCGCAGAGAACUCAGCUGUUUGACACAUUAGUCAACUUCUUUCCGGACAACAUGACCCCUCCUAAAGGCAACCUGGUAGACCUCAUCACGCUGUAACAGAGUGAUCACUGGACAUGUGGAAGAGGGGAAAAGCAUCCAUUUUCAGUAUUUUAAUUUUUUUUACUGCAUCGAUUGACUGCUGGGAUGAAUAUGGUAACCCCUAGCUGUUUGAAAGGGGUUUUAUACUUGUAUGGUGAAUCCCUGAAGCUUUUCUCUUGGAGUAGGUUAAUAAAAAUGUAACUGACAUACUUCUGACUAAAUAUAUAUAUAUAUUUUUUCUGACAUUGAAUUUUGAGUUAGCAAAUGUAAGGAGAAAAGAGAGGGGAGGAAAAGAAAAUAAAACCCUAUCGUGCAGUGAUCACUUUUCCCUCUAGAAGAAAAUUGAGAUUCGUGGGCUGUCUGGAAUUAAAGAUGAUGGGUUUUAUUUUGGAUUUCAUGGGAAAGGGGGUGGUGGUUCUUUACUCAUUUGUAGCUAGUCAUGAUAUAUUACUUUGUCCUACAAGUCCAUCCUCAGCAGCUGAAUAACUUGGCAGCAAGACACUGGCGUGUGUUGAGGUAAUAGUAAUAUAUGUGUCUUGAGUCUUGUAAUCGCAGGGUGUCAUGUGAAGGGAGCAUGUGUUACAAAUUGUCUGUCUUCUUCGAGAACCUGGCUGGCAGCAGUGUCUGAUUGCAUUUGAUAUCUAGUCUAAACCUAAAUGCCUAACUUCCGUUCUCUGGAGCUUUCCAUUUUGACCUGACAGUCAUGGGGGAGCCUCGGAGAAACUGUCAGAAAACGGGAGUGCAGGGGUUGUCUGCACAGGCUCCUUUUCAGGGAUCGCUCUGUUUCCAGUGCCAUGCUCUCCUGAUGAAAAACUCUGCAGGUCCUCACAGCGCUCUGCAGAACUGGGUCUUCCACUCACACACCCAACCUCUGCAACCUGACUCCAGGUUGGGUGUAGGAUUUCCGAAGCAGAUUGUCUUCGUUUACAUACACCUAUGCUUCUGUGUGCAUUUGUCAGUGUGUAAAUGUAAAGAGGUUUGCUCCAAACAGCUUGUCUUCUGUUUGUGUAGUGCAGUUUCUUUACUUUUAAAUGCAUUUUAUACCUUGCUCUGAAUGUGAAGGAGGCCUUUUUAGCAUAAACUUCUUUAAAAAGCAAGCUGAUGCAUAUGAAUAGAAAAUAUACUCUUCUUUGCUGAAAGCCUUCUUUAUAAAUAAGGUAAGGCUUGGUGCUGCACUAUAAAGUGGAAUGAAGGAUACUCAUACCGAGCAUUAGCAGCUUUUUGCGUUCAGUGUCAGUAAGCAUUCAAUACAAAACUGGCUGUUGUAAAUCGUAUAUGCAACUGCAAAGCUUUAUGUCCAGAAAUGUUCGUGCCAGCAGGGUACCAUUGCUGCACUCACUACGGCUACACAGCUCCUGUUGAACUCGAUGGAAGUCCUGUGUGUGUGCAAAGAUGAUUUGAACUCUUGAAAUAAAGAGUUAGUGAAGUGUCUUUUUCAGAGCUUGAGUGUCUGCUUGCUUUGAUUGCAUUGUGUUGCCUCUUUAAUCAUGUUCUUUGUUCAACUUCCGUAGUUCUGAUAUGUUAGAAAUAAAUUUUAAACCUCCAUACUAGUGAUUAAUCACCCAGAAAGGAACAAUGUGUUAGAGGUUGGGCUUUGCUUUGUCUUCAGGGAGGAGAAUAUAGAUGCAGUGUUUUAAGUAACCCGUAACUUUAGACUGUUUAGAAAUUGUAUACUUUAGUGGUCAGCAAAUCACAUGUCUGUGGAAGAAUACGCAGUGCAGUAAAUGAAAUUUGACGAAAUUGUUUCUUUGAAACAUGGUAUUUUUUUUUUCCAGUGACAUGGAAAGUUUUUAGGUGACUGCUAGGUUUUAUGCUGUGUUUGCAGUCGCUUUGUUAACUAGUUAAAGUAGAGCUUAUGCCAUAAAAUAGAGAUAGUGGAGGUGCUAACCUGGGCAAGUUUUCCUAAGUGAGGCACUUCUUCCAUUGAGAUUGAACUGGACGCAUCCCACACAACCAGCUAAAGUACUGCAACCCUGCAGUACUUUUCAGCCUCAGCAUAAUCGCAAACCCAAAACUAGAUUGAGGAGCCGUGGUGAGUAGAUGGUGGAAGUUCAGAAAUGCUAAAGGCUGUGUGAACAAUGUUGCUGCUAAGGUGGUUUGUAUUACAGAAAUUCAGUCAAAACUCACUGUCCUCAGAAGUACAUGCAAAUCCUGGCAGCCCAGCUCUCCUUCUGUAGCACAGAAUAAAUGAAUUCCUUGUCUGAAUUAGGCAAGCAUUGUUUCUAUAGGAUGGACAAACGCAGCUAAUGAGAGCACUUCAGGAUGAUCAAAUAUUGGUCUACAUUUAUCCUGAGCCGAUCGAUUUCAGCUCAUACAAGCACAGUUUGUGGAUUCCAGCUGGUGAUUAACCAGCAGAAACUAUUUGCUCAGCUUCUGGGUAUUUGUUGAGCAGCAGAGGCACCCUGUGGCCAGAGAUGUUAAUCCACAGUGAGGGCUUCUCAUGGCUUUGCCUAGGGUAUUUCCUUGUUCUGUGUGCUCCCACUAAGUGAUUUCUUAGCAUUGGUAUAUACUGCACUACUUUAUUUUAAAAAACAAUUAAAAAUUCGGAAUGGGGAAGUAUGAAAAAAAAAAAAAAAAA